GCGUUAACCGAUUGUGAAUCGUUCAGUCAAUCGCCAUAUUGAUUUUAGACGAAAAAUCUCAAGCAGCCACAUUGGAUCGUGACAUUUAGUUGAACUAAAUAGAAUAAAUUUUCUCAGCUCUUUCGGAGACCUCAAGGAAUUUUUAAAAAACGUUUCCAUGAAUAGGACACAACUAUAACACGCUGAGCCUGCAAAUAUAUAAUAUUCAACAGAGAAUUCACAACUAUAACUACAACAGCAUUUGCACUGCAUAACAAAGCCGGAUAAAGUAACUUUGGAACGAAGCAUUUGCCAACCAAACACACGGUAGUGAACGCUUGGUGCUUCGCAAAAGUGGAAGAAUACAGUAAGAGCGAACAUUUUGAAUUACAGAUAUAAACAUCACAUCCAACGGCCGACAAAGUAAAAAGCUAAAAUGUCUUCUAUGAGUCACCGACAGAAACGUGAUGUUGGAUAUGAACACGAUACGCGGAGGGAAGAACGAAAAAGACGUAGCCGCUCCAGUAGUCGUUCGCGUCAUCGUCGCUACCAUGACAGUCGCUCAUACAGCCGCAGUCGUAGUCGUUCCAUAGACUACCGAAAGCGUCGUAACGACAGACGUUCACGUAGUCGUAGUCGCAGUAAGAGUUAUAGUCGUCGCGAUAGACACAACUCUAGUCGACGCUAUAGAGAUUCGCGUAGUCGUAGCCAUUCUCAUACACGUUCACAUCGUAGUAGCAAAAGGGAUUCACGCUCACGCAGCCCAGACAAGCGCUCACGCAAUAUCGCCGAUGCUGAUCGGAGGCAAUAUGAUAAUGGAGCUAAGCAUUCUACGAGUAAUUCUGCGGAAAGCAGCCGUUCUAAAGCAACAGAUUUUGACAUGCAAAAUACUGAUUUGCAACAUUUACCAUUACCUAAGCGUGAACCCAUCGGCGCAUAUUACAAUCUCGAUGCAGAUGAACCAAUAGAUAAAGAGCGUAUACAUCGUGAAAUGGAAGAGAAGUUACGUCAGGCACUUGCUAAGGAAGGCAAGGUGUAUCCACCAAAAAAACCGGAGGCUUCACAUCCAGUAUUUGCAAAUGAUGGCUCGUUUUUGGAAAUUUUCAAAAAAAUGCAAGCCCAACAACAACAUGUACCAAUUGCUACUGCGCCUGCCAUUAUAGCGCCCAUCGUCGCGGCUCCUGUAUUAGCGUCUACCUCAAAUGCCGCCACAACAACUGGCAAAGUUGCACCACCACCGCCGAUGGUUGGACGUCGACGAGGCGGAAAGAUACUCAAAACCGGUGUGGUGGCCAAGCCAAAAGCUCAAGCUGAACAAAGUGAUGAUCCGAAAGACUUUUGGUCUUUAUACUUGGCCGAAGUUAACAAAUAUAAAAAUCAUGCUUGUGAUUCCGACGGCGGCACACGGCCACUGGUUAAGUGAACCUAAAUCGGCGUUAAAUAGAACUUGAGUGACAUAAAGAAUACUUCGAGUUUUCCACUAAUAUGACAUGAAUUCUGUGCAUAAACCUUAUAUACCAAUAUAUAUACAUAUAUAGACAUAAAUGAUAGGAGUUUAUUUUAAAUUGAAUUACGAAUCAAUUCCACUUCUUCAAGUAUCCUGUGAAUAAUUUUCAUUUUAAAGCUAAAAGUAGUUGUAAGUUUUUAUUUCAUUUGUAGGUUAAGUGGGUAUUAUCUUGGUGUAAUAGAAAGAAAUAACUGCAUGCACAUUACCAACAACAAAUGAGUUUUGGAAAGCAAACAUUUAUUACUUUCUAUUACGUCAUGUUUAUAUGUAUAAACAACGUACAUGGAUUUUAUUGUUGUGUUAAUUUAUGAGUACGUUUAAGUUCCAUUUUAGUUUCCUUCUUUUUACUAAUUUGCUUAGCAUUCUUUCAUAUCAUUUUAACAUUUCUCAACUAAUUUUCUAUCAUCAACUAACAUUCAUGCAUUAUU
Zeugodacus cucurbitae (melon fly) is the source of this 1914-nucleotide messenger RNA. Its product is annotated as cytochrome c oxidase subunit 6B2. Bases 416 to 1402 code for a protein of 328 amino acids. The transcript is spliced from 3 exons. NCBI's taxonomy places the organism in Eukaryota, Metazoa, Arthropoda, Insecta, Diptera, Tephritidae. The record is from RefSeq and is a predicted model, not a curated record. Gene Ontology annotation, molecular function: 5'-3' exonuclease activity; 3'-5' exonuclease activity. Gene Ontology annotation, cellular component: respiratory chain complex IV; mitochondrion.